Molecule: messenger RNA, 1563 nt
Organism: Exophiala spinifera
Lineage: Eukaryota; Fungi; Ascomycota; Eurotiomycetes; Chaetothyriales; Herpotrichiellaceae
Exons: 3
Coding region: 1-1563 (520 amino acids)
Source: RefSeq, a predicted model, not a curated record
AUGCCAUUUGGAGACGUGGUUUUGAAGACUCUCGGGGUUAGUCCUCGCCAGGCCAACACGAAUGACAUCGGCAGUCAUAGACCGCGCAAUACACAACGGAGAGAUCGCAUUCCCGAACCACGGGAUGCGCCUUAUAGACCCCAAGCUUCAGGUCUGCGGCCCCGACAUAAGCCUGGCGGCUAUACCAGUACCUACACUGGGAGCGGUGGCAGUGACCAGGUAGCUGCCAGAAGCCAGAUAAAUGGCAACUGCGCCAGAGUCGUUAGUGUCGAGUUGAAUGUGAGAAAAACUGCCAACGAAGGACAAGCUGACGCCCAGCAUGAGCAGCUCCUCAAGAUGAGCCCUGCAAGAAUGGAUCCUGGAGCACGAUCAAGUAACAAUUUGGAAUUGGACGAGCAAAGAAGUUCAGAAGACUUUGGUUCGAUGCUGAUCCGAGUCGCCGACAAGCAGAGUACCACAUCUUCUCCACGAUCUCAACGGGAAAAGGAUCUCAACAUUCGACUCAGCAAUAAGCUAGCCAAUAAGGGUUAUCAGUUGGAAAUCGAGAAGAGUAAGUAUGACAAAACAUAUCAAAAGCUGCGAGCAGCCCAACUCGAGCUGGCGCGAUCUCAAGAAACAAUUCUCGCAUUGAACAGAAGUCUGGAAGAUUGCAAAGAGCGCAUUUUCGCAAUACAACCAGCACAAGGAAUGUCAGAUAACCAAAUUCUUGAUUUGUACGAAUCAAUGUACGAGGACAUCGAGGAAUGGGCGGAUUUGUACUGUGGUGACGUGAAUAAUACGAUCGUUUCCAUGGCCAUGGCCCAGAUGGACGAUCAAGAAAACACCUGGGUCUGGAAACUCUUCAGUUACGAAGAAUUAGAGUGCACCAAUGACAACAUGUCCAUCGACAAGUCAAUGCUUGCGUCCUUUGUGUUCCGAAUUUUACACGACAAAGUUUUGAAGGAAAGCUGUCCGAUGGUGCGGCUAGAUGCAGCGAGCAAGUCAACCCUCAAGUCUCUCAGCGACUCGAUCGCCCGACUGCAACCAGCGAAAGAUAGAGAAAGUUGCCAGAUGUGGAAAAUGGACAUGCAUCGUGCAUUGAGAGCUUCCGAGAGAUUGAAGGACGUGGAGAGCGCUGGUGUCAAGCAAGUCACUCGCUUGAUUCUAGAAUGCUUGGAGUUUGUUGUACCGGCAGCACAUCAGGAUGUGGAAAUGGAGGAUGAGUUGCACAAGAUUGUCUCCAUGGCUGCAGAUCUCGCGAAGAACAUUCGGAUCAACAUGGCAGAGUAUGCUUUCGACUUUCCUCUAGAUGCGGAGUGCGGCGCGGAGGAGAGAGUCAUGAUGGCCGACGACAUGAAAAACUACUCAAUCAUCGACAGCAAUACUGGGUUUCCUCUGAGAGCUUCCAGCAAGGUGAUCGCUGACCAGGGCGGCAGGGUUGGAGAGAAGUUGAGCUUGAUAUUUCCAGGUCUUGUUCGACGGGAUACUCAACAGGACAAGCGGAUCGAGUUGUGCAAGCCAGUCAUCGUUGUCAAAUUUGACCACACGAUUCCGCGCGGUGGGAAGCCCAAAGCUUUUGUCUGA